AUGGAGCCCGAUAAACUGAAAGAGAAGCUGCACGUCGAUAAGGAGAAGCUCAAGCAGCAAUUUGAUGUCUCCCAUUUCGGCCUCAACUCCGUCUUGAGGGGUGCCCAGUUGACCUUCGUUGGAGCCCACCGAGCGCUUCAGAAUCCCGGUAUAUUUACCUCCGAUCACUAUAAACAGGCUGCUGCUGCUGUCGUUGCCGGCCUGGCCAUCCGCCUCAUCGUUUCCAUUCCCGUGACCUGGGACAAUCAGAUCGUGGAAGGGCUGAACUUUCUCGAAGAAUACGUUCUCCAAGUUCCGUUCUUCCUCAUGACCCUCAUGCGCUACAAACACAAGCACGAGAACCCCGAAAACCUACGCGACAUGUAUUACCCAAACCUCAAGGGCUACAAGGUCAAGGACGGCAGCACCCACACCACGAGCACGGCCGAAGCGUUAUCGAUGUUCUUCAUGCGAUUCGCUCGCAAAGCCGGCAUCUCUCUGGCCAUCUUCGCCUUAUCAUAUGUGCCUUAUGUUGGUCGCUUUGUCCUUCCAGCCGCCAGUUUCUACACGUUCAACAAGGCAGUCGGCAUGGGGCCGGCAGCCAUCAUCUUCGGGACCGGCAUCUUCCUACCGAGACGCUAUCUCGUGAUUUUCCUGCAGAGCUACUUUUCGUCGCGAACCCUGAUGCGCGAGCUGCUUGAGCCGUACUUCUCACGAGUGCACUUCACCAAGGAUCAGAAACGCAAGUGGUUUCACGACCGCGAGGGCUUGCUCUUCGGGUUUGCGUUGGGGUUUUAUACGCUCAUCAGGAUACCCCUUGUCGGAGUUCUCGUCUACGGCAUUGCGGAGGCCUCGGCGGCCUACCUCGUCACCAAGGUCAACCGACCCUCCCCCGCCGUACAGCGAGUCUGCUGGCUUUGCAGCCAGUCAGCAGACUUGGACGAAUAA
Verticillium alfalfae VaMs.102 is the source of this 927-nucleotide messenger RNA. RefSeq names its product transmembrane protein UsgS. The record is from RefSeq and is a predicted model, not a curated record. NCBI's taxonomy places the organism in Eukaryota, Fungi, Ascomycota, Sordariomycetes, Glomerellales, Plectosphaerellaceae. Bases 1 to 927 code for a protein of 308 amino acids. The transcript is spliced from 4 exons.